AUGGUGCCAGCCGCCAGCAGCCAGCGUCCGACGCUCGCGUGCGAUGUGGCGCGCUUUGAUGUAUACUAUCCGGUCCCAACCGCUGCCGGCGCCGCCGCCGCGGCUGGAGUGGCGGUGGCAGAGGCACGCUGCGAGGUCAGUUGUGAGGAGCAGCCCAGUGGCGGCACGGCCUGUGUGGGCGGCGACUUCCUUGCAUUUGUGGGCGGCACCGGCUGGAAGCAGCGCGGCCCCUACCUGGCGGCCGGCCGCAUCAGCGACGAUGCCGGCGGUGCCUACCAUGGCGGCGGAGACAGCGACAGGGCAGGCGGCGGCGACAGGGCAGGCGACGACGACUGGCGAAACCGCCUGAGCUCACUGAUCACUGGCUUCUUUGAGAGAGGCUGCCGUGUGGCUUUGGACCCACCCCGCGGUCUGGUGUGGUCCGCUGGAGGGGAGUCACGCAUCAAGGCCUUUCGCAUCGGGGCCACGGGGCAGGGCGCCUGCCAGUUCACGCUGGAAAGCGCCCAAGCAGACCUGUUAGGCGUGCUGGGCGGCCGCGUGCUGUCUGCGCUUGACGACGGAUCGGUGGAGUAUUGGGACAUUGCCAGGCUGACGCCGCAGCGCCAGUGGAUCGAGGCAAUGGCGGUGCAUGAGCAGGAUGCAAAUGAGAUGGAGCGCGAAUACGGCUGCAAGGCGCUGGAUGGGAUUGACAACUCAAUGAAUGACGAUUUUGCAGAAGCUGAGGCGACGGCAGGCGAUCGGCCUCAUGGCAAGAUCCACCUUGUGGGGCAGGGAUCAGGCAGGUUAGGCCCUGUCACACAUCUGCUGGUGGUGGGGCCUGAGCUGGAGGGCGAUGCAGAGCCCCAGCAGGUGGUGGCAAGCUUUGAUAAGUCGGCCAGCCUGUGGGUGUUUGACUGGCCCACCGCUACACUGAGCGCGCUGCUGACUGGCCACGCUGGACUCGUCACCGAUGCCUCCACCUCGGCCGGCCUGCCGCACCUGGUGGCCGCAGGCUCAUACGACGGCACCGUACGUGUGUGGGACCUGCGCACCCACGCCUGCACGCAUGUGCUGGCCAGCAAGGGCUGCACCGGCGUGAGGGCAGUUGCGCUGGCAGAGGAUCAGGGCCAGCCCUUCUGUUUCUCCUUCGGCGGAAGCGACGAGGCCAUCUUGUGCUGGGACCUGCGCACGCGGCGCUGCCUGUACGAGCUCGCCACCGGCAACACCGAUGUCUGGCAUGCACCCAGCAGGAGCCUGUUUGCCAGCACGGAUUGCGACUACAUCGACAGGCAUGGAAAUGACUACGACUACGGCGCAAUGGCGGGCCUGCGUUGGCCGCACUGGGAUGCCGGUAGGCACCUGCUCAUCCUCUACGCUUUCAAGGACGUGCCAGACCGCACCGUGCUGCCGCCGCGCGCAGAGGAGGACAGCGAGUGCGAGUACAGCAGCAGCGGCGAGGAGGGCCAGGCGCUGCGGGAGACGUGGCAGCCGCGGGAGCGUGGCCACUACUGGUGA
Messenger RNA from Chlorella variabilis, 1494 nucleotides. RefSeq lists its product as hypothetical. Lineage: Eukaryota; Viridiplantae; Chlorophyta; Trebouxiophyceae; Chlorellales; Chlorellaceae. Gene Ontology annotation, molecular function: protein binding. Gene Ontology annotation, cellular component: nucleolus. The coding region runs from base 1 to 1494 and encodes 497 amino acids. The transcript is spliced from 11 exons. Gene Ontology annotation, biological process: ribosomal large subunit assembly. The record is from RefSeq and is a predicted model, not a curated record.